GUGUACGCGACAAACUAUACUUUUCUCUGAUUGGUCAACGUUACGUUAUAUUAUCCCGGCGCCAUGUUGAAUCGCUGGACGUAACAUUCAGGACAUUACGCCGUUGGGAAUUACUGCAUCUCGGGUUCCUCCAUUAAAGCAUACUCUCGGACACUCAUCAGAGGCCGCAACCAAAUUGCUUCACUCUACAUAACGGUUUUAAGAUGGCGGACGCCGAGACGGACAUAUCUGCGCAGGUGCGAACCACAACAUCAGCCACUGCGUCAUGUACGACCUCGUCGCCAAAGUGUACGACUGUUCCCGCCAGUGUCAUUCAGGCCGUCAACAAGUCCAGUGACCUCGUGCCUGCUUUAUUUGCCCUUCCGUGUAACAGUGGAGACACCAAGAAACUCAAGCUUUGCAAGCGGGUUGGAUGGUUACGAGACGGUGUCUUCACAACCGGGUACAUGGAGAUCAACACGAAGGAGGCAAAACAGAAAGGCAUCUUCAAAACACCGCGACGGGUGACCCUGGUCCGGCGAGAGGACAGCGCGUUCCAGUCCACCACGGUAGGCACGAGCACCAAGCCGCCCACCGGCGACCAGUUGAGCUCCGUCAUGCUGAAGCGAAACACCUCCACUACGGCCGUGAUUGAUUUGAAGGGGGAGCUUGUUCCAAACACCAUCCUGGUGGAGAAGGGUAGCCUGGUGUUCGAUGAGGGAACGACGGGCAAGCUGGUCGCGCUCAACAGCCACGAUCCCCCGCCCAUAGUGGGGGCUUCAGACGCAAUUGUUGACAGUGACGACACCCAAAGCAAAGAAGCAGUUAGUGAAGCCUCUCGAAUGGAAGAUCAGAACCUGUGUGGUGAUUCCCUUGAGAGAGACACGGUCGUUCGCAACUGUGAAAACAACAAUACAAGUAAACCCUCGUCAGACUCGCUCAAGCCGGAACGUGGGCAGCUACGUCAGAUUCCGCAAAAGGCGCCCACGGCGUCUGCAGACACUGCUGAGGAUCGGCUGUCUGUCCCAGAAUAUUUCUUGACCGAGGAAGGUGAGGCCUCUCCCGUGGGACGGAGAUCAGCCUCCGAGCCCAACCAAGAUUUCCAGGCCACCCCAGCCGUAAGGGCGCUCAAGCACUUGGUGAACGUUGCCGAUGUAAACCGCAAAGCGCGUUAUUCUAAGAAUGGUGAACCGUCAGCAGGAACUGAGCAGCAGGUGCAUACAAAGUCCCAUAUUACCUGUAACUCAAAUGGACCUGUUCUCAGAUCGUUAAGAGCAAGCCUGAGUAGCGAGAAGUCACCAGCAUCAUCAAGCAUCAAACUUCGAGAUGCCCAACCGUCCAAGCGCCGCUCCCUGAAUGAAACUGUUGAUUUUCUCUUCAAGGAACUUAAAAUUGCCAACACCGGAAAGCUGAACCCGACAUGCAGCGUCAUCAAGCUGGAUAUUGACUUCUCUUCCAAAGAUGCUGUCGAGGAGGCGGUCAGGCAGUCGACCGCCAAGACGUCGGUGGUAACAACCCCAUGUGUCCCGAAAGAACACCUCAACCUGUUAGACAAACGAACGCAGUUGCAAACACCACCGUCCAGAAAUACUGUCGCCACAAACAGUUCAUCCUCUUCAUCGUUUGAUAGUGCCGAAAGAACGUUGCAACCCCCCACCAAGACCUGUGAAGCUGUUAGUGACCACUCAGUUGUUUUAGUGUCAUCAGAAGGAGCCACAGCUCUCUACCAAGCACCUGCAAAAACUGUGCAUCCCUCUGGACCGUCAGUAAGCAGUAUACGUGAUCUUGCGACAAUAUCUACAGGUGACAAACCACCCAGUCAACAUUUUCCCAGUUCUAGUGAAAAUACACGAGAGACUUGUUUGAACAUAGACAGUGUUUCGGUCAGUAAAAGCGCUCAGCGUCAAACGGAGGAGCAGAAUCCACUUCAGACCCCGUCUCAAGCAAAACAAGUCUCCACGGUGGACCAUAUCACCGUACCAAACGGGAGCCCAACUGCGCCCACGAGUUGUGCCUCGUCCGAAUUGACUCGUAGAACAGGCCCCCGUAGUCCCAGCUCUGAAGUCGGGUCUGAGAACCAUUCAUCUGAAACUCCAACGCAAGCUGCACCAGCCUCCGAAUCACCAGCUAACGUACCGCAGACGCCAGUGAACGUGGCUGUGGAAAGCACAAUUCCUACCGAUCUCGACAACGGAAGCCCGUUCAAGAACUCUUUAGACGGGUUCCCCACUUUACAGAUCGGUUCAGUUUACAGCUUGUCAGAGAAGGAGGCAAAAGAACUUUUCCCUGAUCCCAAGCCUUCACAACCCAACAAAUCUGUUCUGUCGACCCAAGAAGCAGAUGAUCGCGAUACCGGUAUACCAUCAACGAAUUUCGGAGUAACCGGCAAGGAGGAAUUCACGGAUGCCUCGCAUUUACAAGGCAUUAACCUUGGCAGUCAAAUCCAACCAACCAAGACGGCGUCAUUUUCAAAUCAAAAUGUAUCAACCUUUCCCUUUGUCAGCAAUCCAAACGUCAAACUGUACAACAUCACACCCUCAAAAGCGUCGUCGAACAAGAAAACCAUCUGUACCCCAGUUACUGCUGUAGUGCCGAGCCCUCCAGCAAACGUGUUACCGACCAACAUUGUAGUCUCUGUGCCCGCGGCCCCCGGCUUGAUAAAUGUGCAGCAGCCAGUUUACCGUGCCGCUGGGCAACUGUACAAGCUGGUUCCAUCCACCCAGGCAGCGGCUGUCCCAAACCAAUCCCAGCUGGUCUCGCUCGUUCCCGUUCAUAUUGGAGCACUUCAAAGAACCACCGUCAGUACUUCGCCCUCGGUUCCCGUCCCAACAUCCAGCAUAGCCCAGGUGGUUUCCUCUGCCCCUGCACAAUUUCCCAUAAGACCUUCUACGAGCGCUGCCACAUUGCCUUUGAAAAGGCCGAAUCCUGCUGUCUUGAACCUUCCGAUUGUUGCUCAAAGUUGUUCAGGUGACAAGCGGAUUGUGAUAACCAGGGUGAGGAAGGAGGCUUCACACCGGCCCCAAUCCACACCAACAAAUCACGUGUCUGGGGCCGAUGGAGUAAGCAAAGUCGCUCCCUUGUCGUCUGGCAUCGUUACUCCGGGGUCAGGUCGAACAAUCUCGUCCCCUGGGUUGGCUACAAGUCCACUCACCCCGAAGAUUGUAGCGAGUUCUGCCGAUAGUGUCACAGCGAAGAAAACUAUAGUAACCAGAAAGGACACCGUCGUUCCCAUAGCAAAAGCCGUAACGACUAAACACUCAGAAUCUGGUUUGGAACUGAAGUCUCCGCAGCGUGGAUUCAGCCCGGGGAUUGAUGCUCCCAGGAAAACAUUCCUGAUCACAACCUCAAACGGAGAGAAGAGGUUGGUGAGCCUUCCGGCUAAUGCAGAUGCUGCUACUGUACUAUCGAAAAUGGCCAGCAACAAGGCGUACCAGUUCGUGCUCCCACAAAAGGCCACUGUCAAAAAGGCAGACGGUGAGAAAGGCAGUUGCGAGGAACUAAAGAGUAGCGAGUCGACAGUGAUCCAAAGCCCAAAGAAACCUGAGAAGUCUCCGGAUAAGCCUGCGCAUAAACCUGCGCACAAAAUAAAGAAAAAACAGCCCAUUCUAAAAAUUAAAUUUUCGAAGGAACCGGAGGUGGACCCGGACGUCCGGAGAAGUACCCGGGAGAAAAAAAUAAAGCGCCCCUACUCGCCACCACGAGAAGCCCCCAGGAGAGCAAAGGUUUCUCGCCCCGAAACUCCAUCAGUGACUGAUGACGAGGCCAACCAAUCGCUGGAUGUCCAGGACACUGACGGCAGCCCGUUGCCGUUUAUCAAAACCGAGCCCGGUAGUCCCGAUCCAGAGCCGACAUAUUGGGACGACGUGACGGCUGAGGAAGAUAGCCUGCCACCUCAGCUGCCAUGCCCGCCUUCUUACUUUGAUCGACAGGACAGGGUGAAGCGAUUGAAGGCAUUGAUGAAGGAGAAGGAGAAGGCCCUAGAGGAGAUGCUGGAAAGACGAAAACAAGAGCUGGAGGAAAGGCUAGCAGAUCCGGAGCUUGCUGACCUAUAAAAUGCUGUCAUUUGAAGCUGCAGUUGUAUUUUUGUUAACUAGUGUUCAUUUACGAAGUAUUCUCUUCUCAAAGUUUUAAAACAAUGCUGGCGUUCUUCACGGAAUGGUCAUGUUUCGCUCUUAAAAUUGAAGCUGGCAGAAUGACAAACGGUCAUUUUUUGCUUUAAAGGUUGGAUAUCAAAAUAAGACUUACAUAAACCCUCCUUUCGUUUUGAGCUUGUUUUUUGUAAUACAUCAAAUACAGAAACAAAUAGUUAGAACACAGCAGGGUGUAAAGAGUUUGUGCACAUUAUACUUACUAUAGAUGCUAGCGGCAAAAGAAUAUUUCUUGUGAGGCUCGAAAUCUAAUGAAAAGAAAUUACACGUACAUGUAUGUUCAACUGAUUUAGGAGGAGUCUUGUAUAGUAUCAACUUUACCAAUUACAGUUCAAAGUUAGAGCUGCAAGGUAACACUCGCAUUCAUGGAUAGCGUGUGAUUGCUUUGUAAUUUUUCCCUUAUGUUUUACGUUUUCUUUCCUGUUUUCUGAUUAUAAUCCUCUGUCGCACUGUACUGAAAGUGUGACCUUAUUUAUACUUUAAUGUAACUGUCAAUAUUUAUAUCUACAUCUAGAUCUUCAGUUUAAAACGAAUAUCUCGACGCCAGUGAUAGUUUACGGUCUCGGAAAGGGAGCUGCUUUAUUUUGACGCCUUUUACUGUAAGAUUUUCUUUCCUUAACUUUUGUUGUUUUUAUAAACAACAAUGAAGCGUUCUUCAACUAUUGCCUCUGUGGGAAAAUACCCCCUUGAUGGUUCACAUUGAUAGAGAAUGGUAUGGAGAGACCACUGAGCGCCAUUUUGCCCUUUGCACCUUGCUGCACGCAGUUGAGAUGAGCAGUAGGCAGCACAGGUGAACCAGCGAAGUGCCUUUGUAUAAUGGUUGUCCAGUUCCACAGCGCUCUCUACUUUCAGCGCGAAGCCCGCACAGAAGGUUUGCAUAGCUGCCAUCUUGUAGGCCAGAGCAUUUGUUCCACGGGGUAUGCACAAAGGAGGCUUCCCUGUGAAACAAAAGAACUGCCCUACAAAGUGGUCGCCACGCAAAGCGUCUAUUGGUCUAUCUACAGUAUGUUAAAAGCUAGCGUGAAAAAAAUGCCAUAUUGAUCAGAGUCGAUAGAGUUAAAUGACAAGAAGCAUUAUAGGUGUUUGAAGUAGUGGCGUAUCCGGGGGCAGCCCCCAAACAUGUUGCUUUUUUGUUUGUUUUUCUUUGCUUUAGUGUUACGAAUUGGAAGCACCAGCAUUUUAAAAUGUUACUACCACCUGAUGUGGGAUGAUAGGAUUCUCUACGGGAGAAAAAAAUUGGAUAGUCAGUUUCGGAAAAAAAUCCAUUUAACGCCCCCCACCUUGAUACGCCACAGACCUGAAGAAAAGAAAAAUUGCAGAAAGCGGCCAUCUUGUUUUGUGUUUCAUGUUUUUAUUGCGUAUACCUCUGUGUAACAAAAACAGAUGAAGGCCUACGGGUACGUCCAUUUAAAAGAUCCGUGUUUUAAUGGUAAUAACAAGACCAUGGAAUACUCAGAGAGCUGUAUGACCUGGGCCAAGUUACGCAGAUGGAGGAAAAAAAUCUGAAUUGAUCGGAUAUUCAAUUUAGGUGUCAUUUGGAGUAUCGAAAUAAAGUACUACACAAAUGUUUC
Molecule: messenger RNA, 5698 nt
Organism: Acanthaster planci (crown-of-thorns starfish)
Lineage: Eukaryota; Metazoa; Echinodermata; Asteroidea; Valvatida; Acanthasteridae
Source: RefSeq, a predicted model, not a curated record